Molecule: messenger RNA, 1741 nt
Organism: Monopterus albus (swamp eel)
Lineage: Eukaryota; Metazoa; Chordata; Actinopteri; Synbranchiformes; Synbranchidae
Product: capping actin protein of muscle Z-line subunit alpha 2
Exons: 10
Coding region: 26-931 (301 amino acids)
Biological process (GO): actin cytoskeleton organization; barbed-end actin filament capping
Cellular component (GO): cortical cytoskeleton; F-actin capping protein complex
Molecular function (GO): actin filament binding
Source: RefSeq, a predicted model, not a curated record
UCAAAACUGGGAAGCCACCCGUGUGAUGACGUCACGGGACUCUGACAAGCUGGUGGUGCCGGAAGAAAAGAUGGCGGAUCAUGAGGAGCAGCUAUCCGAUGAGGAAAAGAUACGCAUAGCAGCUAACUUCAUCAUCCACGCCCCACCAGGGGAGUUCAACGAGGUUUUCAAUGAUGUGCGACUGCUGCUCAACAAUGACAAUCUUCUCAGGGAAGGUGCAGCCCAUGCAUUUGCACAGUAUAACUUGGACCAGUUUACUCCAGUGAAAGUCGAGGGCUACGAAGAGCAGGUCUUAAUUACAGAGCAUGGAGACCUUGGGAAUGGUCGUGUCCUGGACCCUAAGAACAAGAUCUCUUUCAAGUUUGACCACCUGAGGAAGGAGGCCAGUGACCCUCGGCCCCAUGACGUUGACGGCUCCCUGGAGGGCUGGAGGAGUGCUGUGGACUCGGCUGUCAGGGCCUACGUGAAGGAGCACUAUCCCAGCGGUGUCUGCACCAUUUAUGGGAAAACCAUUGACGGACAUCAAACCAUCAUCGUGUGUAUUGAGUGCCAUCAGUUUCAACCAAAAAACUUCUGGAAUGGACGCUGGAGGUCAGAAUGGAAAUUUACCAUCUCCCCCUCCACCACUCAAGUGGCAGGAAUCAUGAAAAUCCAGGUUCAUUAUUAUGAGGAUGGAAAUGUUCAGCUGGUGAGCCAUAAAGAGGUCCAGGAGUCCAUGUCAGUUUCUAAUGAGGCUUCAACUGCAAAGGAGUUUGUUAAGAUCAUGGAGGCUGCAGAGAAUGAUUAUCAGACGGCCAUCAAUGAGAAUUACCAGACCAUGUCGGACACUACCUUCAAAGCCUUACGCCGCCAGCUUCCUGUGACACGCACCAAGAUCGACUGGAACAAGAUCCUGAGCUACAAGAUUGGCAAGGAGAUGCAGAAUGCUUAAACAACAGAGCAAACAGCAGACAACUCCCCCAACACCCUCCCAGACAAUGUUGCAUGACUGGAUAGUUGUAUAGUCUUUGUAAAAAAAUAAAAAAAUAAAAAAAAUUGGAGAAACUGGGUCAAAGAAAGGUUUGGUCUCACAGCCAGAUGUCACAUUACACAUCAGAGGUCUGCUUUUAAUGAUGCUACUUUGUUUUUAUACAAACACUGUUGGCUCCUCUGUAUAUUGAACCUGUGAUGUUGAGGCUAAUUUUAUUUGAGAUAACUUGAGAUGUUACAAGACAUAGGAAAAGGGCACCUUUAUGCAAAGUCACUCAUAAAAGACAGUAUCAUGUGUGCAAUAUUAAUUGUCCGUGAGACCACACCUUUUGUUUGACCUGCUGAAAAACGGUUUGAAUUUGCUAUGAUGGUGAAACUGAUCAUUUUUUUGGGAGAAUUUUGUCUGCAUUUACUAAAGAGCUCAAAUUUUGGCUGAAAAGAAUGACCCCCUUCACUUCACGGUUAAUGUCCCAUAUGGUCAGUGGAAAAAAAUGUUCUUUGUGUUCACUGACUGGUAUCAUUGGCACAAGCAGUCACUGUCAGCCACUCAGUGUUCUUGUUCCCUCAUUUUGGUACUUCCCUUGCCGUUCAUCCUGUGUGUGAGAGCUCAAGCUCACAACGCUCCUGGCUACGUUGCCUUUUUUGACUUGACAUCAUCUGAACUCUCACCCAGUGCAGGGAGUUUUGUGAACACUUAAGCUUAAUUAACACGGUCAUCUACUGCUAAGUAAUGUGCAAAAUGUCCAAUUUACAAUAAAAUCAAAAUGUAUCA